CUGCGGGGAUGGCAGCAACAGGAAGGGCAGCUGGGGCGGCAGCAGGGAAGGCAGCAACAGCAGCAACACGGGCAGCGGCAAGAGGUGCUGCACGGGAGAGGGCAGCGGGAGCCGCUGCAGGAAGGGCAGCAGCUGCGGCAGCUCCAGCAGGAGGUGUGGUGAGAGAGACAGCAGCCGGAGCGGCCGAAGCCCUCGCGCCGGCGCCAGGAGCACAAACAACAGCCGGGCAGGUUGCUCCCUCCCCCUCCCCACCCACGCAGGCUGCCUCACUCCCCUGUCACCCCCCCAUCCCGCCCCUGGCCCCCCACCAGACAGUCGCCGCCGAUGCCCCAUCCGCGAUGGAAAUCGAACCGGCGGUGGAAGAGGGGUCGUUAGCCUCUCGCAAGCAAGCCUAUAUCCCCCCCCAGCGUCGGUCCCCACCACCCGCUUCUUUGUCCCCCUCCGGUCCACAACCUCCGACCCAGGCCAGGUCCCACGGUGGUUCGCCCACCACGACCAACCAGCCUGCCCUGCUCCCCCUACCCACAGGCGGACAGUCGCAGGGGGCAGAUGGGGAGACGGAGGCGGCAGUUGCCGACCUUCUCAGGAUAUGGGACGCGUCCGCCACCCCCUCUGCGCCCGCUUGUCCGGGUCGGGUGGGGGGGGGCACCGUGGACCCUGCUCCAGACAUCUCCCAUGCCCCCCCUUCCCCCCCGUCCACCGCCCUCACACCGGAGCGCAUGGUGAUCGAUGACUCCGACGCGGCCCCCGACCACCCCCUCUGCCCAGACGCAUCCACUGCUCCAGCUGCCCACACCCCAGCUCCUACGUCCCCCGGCGAGGCCACUGAGCUAGCCUGCCAUCCAGACGCAUGCCCCGCCCUAGCCACUGUCCCCUUGGUCGUACCAUCCUCACCCACGCCCGCGCAUCCCGCCGUCGCUCCUCCCCCCCGGCCAUUGCCUUGCCCGCCCCAGACGCACGGCCCGCCCCCCACUUGGGCCACCGACCUCGGACAGGGGCCCAUCGAAGAGGCGGUCGUCGGCGCUGAUAGCUCGGAGAGCACGAUGCCAGUCCCCCCGCACGACACAGCGGUGCCGACAGGAGGACUAGCGGUCACGUGUCCUACCUGCCGGAGCACCUUGGUGAGCAGCCACGCUCUUGCUCUCCAUGCACCCCAUUGCCAGCCCGCCGAUGCUCUACGCAGGGCGGAGGCCCUGCAGGAUGCCACCUCUUCCCCUCCCUCAUUCAGCGAGCCACGCGCCUCCGUCGUCACAUUCUCGGACGUCCAGUGGUCGUCCUUGGAUGCGGUCGAUUGGACGGAUUAUUUCUCACCGAGACGCAUGCAUGCUCGCCCGCUCCGGCGUAUCCCGCCGAGGGUUCGCGGGGGGUACGUGGAUGUCCUCUGCGCGAUCUUGCAGCGCAUCAGCCAGCACCCCAGGGCGGGCGGGCCGACGUUUCUGCUGUUGGCCAUCCCGACCCUCCUCCUCACGCCCGCUACACCACCUGCACGAUCACAUACGGCGGCCAUCACUGCGCGCAUUGCGCGCUUCCUUGGUGGAGAUUGGGACGCCCUCAUAGCAGAGGCGCUCCACCGCCGCACACCCCUCGCGGCAUGCACGACACGCCGCGCCCGCGCCGCGACUCCGACGCCUGACGAGCGCCGCAUUGCCCGUUGCCUCCGCCUGGCAGCGUGCAAUGAGACGUCACGUGCUUGUGCGGCCUUGGAGUCGGCAGAGGCGGCCCCGGACGGAGAUCAGACGGUGCACCGCCUACGGGCGAAGCACCCUUGCGCGGAGCGCCCCAUCCCAGCAUGGGUGGCCUCCUUCCGGGAUGCAGCCCUGGUCCUGAGCAUUGAGCAUCUGCGCAGGGCCAUUUUCACCGCUCCGAGGGGCUCUUCGGGAGGACCUUCGGGAUGGGUGGCCGAGCACUUCCGCGACACCUUCUUGGCCUUCCCGAAGGCCCUCCCUACCUUGCUUGCUGUCUACCAGCAGUGGCUCCGGGGCGACUGCGCCCCGGCCGCACUUCCCAUGCUGGCAUCAUCCACCCUCGUCGCGCUCUCCAAGCCGAACAUGGACGUUCGGCCGAUAGCCAUAGGCGAGGUCCUUGCGCGCCUACUCCAGCGGGCGGCAUGCCUGCAGUUGCGCGAGCCGAUGGCUCGAGUCUUUCUACCAUCACAGCAGUUCGGGGUCGGGGUGACCUGCGGUACUGAGCUGGUCGUUAGGGGCGUCCGUCGCGGCAGGGCGGACCACCCGGACUGGGUGGUCGUCGAGCUCGACGUGGCGAACGCCUUUAACUCGUAUCACCGCGAUCGCUUGUUCGAGGCACUGCGAGCGAGCUCCGAGUUUCGCUGCCUCAUCCCUUUCGUUGCCCUUUUCUACGGCACGCCAUCCUCGCUGUUCUUUCGGACCGGGCGAGGAGUCACCACCAUCCGCUCAGAGCGAGGAUCUCGUCAGGGCGACCCUCUGAGCCCAUUUCUCUUUGCCCUGACACAGAGGCUGGCACUGGAGCCAGUGCUGGCGGACGGGGACGUGCAGCUGUGGUCAUACGCGGAUGACACGUACGUCCUGGGCACACCAGAGAGGGUGUUGCAGAGCUUCACUGCCAUUCAGAGGCGCUUGGGCGAGCUGGGCCUCUCGGUCCAGCCGCACAAGUGCCUGGUCUACCCAGCGGCGUCCACACGACCGGAGGAGUUGGCAGGCUUCACCGCCCUCGGCCUCGAUGUCGCGCGCCGGGGUUUGACGGUUGCGGGGGUGCCUGUCGGCACGGAGGAUUUCGUCCACACGAGACUCAGGGAGCGCCUGGAGCGGAUGGCCCGAGUGCUGCCGUGGCUGCCUAGGUUGCGUGACCCCCAGGUGGCUGCGCACCUGCUCUCAGCAUGCGUCAGCACGCGCCCUCAGUACCUAGCGCGCACGGUCCCGCCCACACAGGCGGUGCGCUCCAUCUUCGCGCGCUGGGACGAUGGCCUCGGCGAGGCCUUCCAGCGGCUAUUCGUCGCGGGCACCUGGAGCGGAGGAGGAGAGAUACGCGGCGCGGCCUUGGACCAGGCAUUUCUGCCCAUUAGGCUGGGCGGAUUCGGCAUCCGCCGCAUGGCGCGCGCGGCGCCAGCGAGCUACCUCUGCUCCUGGGCGCAGUGCGCCCCCAUCCUCUGCUCCCUCCCACAGAUCGGUGAGUCCUUCAGACGGGCGCUCGCGGCGGAGGACCCCGCAGGGAUCGAUCCCCACAUCGCGACGGCUUUGGCAGACCUUCCACCGUCAGUCCGGGCCUUGCUGCCACCCCUGUCCUCUUGCAUCUCGAGCGCGCCGGACGGUCUGUUUUCUGAGGUGAGUCGGCACCUAGAGGCGGCGGCAUUAGAGUCCGUUCGUGGACGUCACACUGACCCUUUGCAUCUUGCCCGUUUGACAUCCCUUCAGGGCGCAGAUGCAGGCGCGUGGCUCACGGCGGUCCCUUAUGCAGAUCCACUGCGCAUCCCGGAGGCGCAGUGGCAGGUGGCUUCAUGUUUUCGCCUUGGUCUGUCUAUCCCCCAGUUAGCCCUUACAGGUCAUUGCUCGUGCGGACGGGAGAUCGAGGACAUGUCGGUGCCCCACCACGUCGUACGCUGUCAGCACUACCACGUCACCACGACCGUCCACAACGCCGUGAACACAGCCGGACGCGCAGGCCGCGCAGGAGCACCCGCACGCAUCCCCGACCUCACAUGCCGCGACGCUGAGAAGGCACUCAUGAUUAUUAUAGACGUGUCGAUAGCGGAUCCACAGCGGGGUGGGAACGCACAGUUUCGGCGAGCGGCAUCCACACAGCGGGGGGUGGCGGCGACGAGGCGGGUGCAGGAGAAGAUCAGGGACUGGCGGCCGGCCUUGGUAGGAGUGCAGCCGGAGCCGAUGUUCUAUGCGUGCGUUGCUGAGACUUUCGGGCACUUGAGCGUGCCACUGCGAGAUUUUCUGGGGCUCUGCUCACAGCGCAUAGCGACGCAGCGGCGGGACGCGGGUAGUGGGGAGGAGGCAUCGGCGCGGAUCUUUGAGUGCGCUCUCACCACGCGAGUUUCAGUGGCGCUGCAGCGUGCGCAGGCGAACAUUAUCACACAGCAUGCAGUGCGACAGCUGGGAGAGUCGGACGAUGCAUGGAUGCCGAUACCGGUACCGCUUGGCGCAGGCAGCUGGAGCGGACAUCACAUCAGUGGCUGCUUUGACAGUGUGGCCGAUAUGCAGUACCUGUUUGAUGGCUAUGUGUAGAUGAAAACAAGAGUAGGCUGUGCUUGAAACGCUGUGUCUGCGCUGUAGGCGCGGGUUGCUGCUUUGUCGUGUCCCUUGGACCCCUCCCUCCUUACAGUCACACCCCUCCUCUCUUCCACCUCUCUCACCUCCCCCUUUCUUUUCCCUUACUCCUAUCUUUCUUGAUCCUCCUACUUCUUCUAUCCUUCUCUUUCUUUCCCUCUCUUUCUACCUUCCCUUCUCUUCUUUUCCUCUCUACUUUCUCUUCUCUUCUUUCCCUUCUCUUCCUAACUUCCAAAAACAUUACUGU
Closterium sp. NIES-67 is the source of this 4497-nucleotide messenger RNA. NCBI's taxonomy places the organism in Eukaryota, Viridiplantae, Streptophyta, Zygnematophyceae, Desmidiales, Closteriaceae. The record is from the annotation of a GenBank genome assembly.